Messenger RNA from Macrobrachium nipponense, 627 nucleotides. RefSeq lists its product as uncharacterized. Lineage: Eukaryota; Metazoa; Arthropoda; Malacostraca; Decapoda; Palaemonidae. The transcript is spliced from 3 exons. The record is from RefSeq and is a predicted model, not a curated record. Bases 1 to 627 code for a protein of 208 amino acids.
AUGGACCGGAUUUUGGAGGUGCCAGGCAUAAUGACCGCUUCACGUUGUACAGUGAAGAACAGAGACGGCACAGAAGAACAAUCCCCAUACAAAGCACUCUUUGGUGAUGAGGCCAGAAUGAUCCACCUGAUGCAUGGAUCAUCCAGAACGAUUCACCAAAAAGAAUGCUCUACUCCUCCAAAUGACUCACCAGAGAACUUCACUCAGCCAGAGGGCUCUGCCUACCCAGAAAGUCCACCCUGUGGCCAGAAUCCUCAAGGAAGACUUCAUAAGCUCCAAGAAGACAUAGCACUUCAACGGUCCAAAGCAGCAGCUGGUCAGUUAGCUCAAGCUGAGCGCAUGGUCAAACGUAGUCGUGUAGAACAUGUCCCAAGUAAUCCAGGAGAUAAAGUGACAAUUCCCAUCCCGUUAGUUGAUCGAGGAAAAGGUGAUCCACAAAAUGUUAUCGGUGUUAUCUUAGAUCGUAACGAAAAUGACAGUAAUCGAAUAGGCGUGAGUGAUGGAAUACUCAAGGGGCGCUACAGUAGGAGCCAAUUUGAUAUUUGCAUCCAGCAACUGUAUAGUAUUGGUGAAGUGAGUGCAGACAAGGAGGUAGGAUCUACGUCAGGCAGUACAGCAAUCAUCUAG